Molecule: messenger RNA, 4365 nt
Organism: Xyrauchen texanus (razorback sucker)
Lineage: Eukaryota; Metazoa; Chordata; Actinopteri; Cypriniformes; Catostomidae
Product: colorectal mutant cancer protein-like
Exons: 17
Coding region: 1-3219 (1072 amino acids)
Molecular function (GO): calcium ion binding
Source: RefSeq, a predicted model, not a curated record
AUGGCGGAGGUGAGCGCGAGCAGCGGCAGCAGUGACUCUUCCAGCACGGCGGAGGAGGAGCGCGUUAGGCGGCUAUUUCAGACGUGUGACGGGGACGGCGACGGGUUCAUUAACCGGAAUGAUCUGUUGAUGGUGUGUCGUCAGUUAAAUAUGGAAGACUCUGUCGCUGAGAUUAUGGGUCAGCUUGGCGCAGAUGAGCGAGGAAAGAUUUCCUUUGAAGACUUCACACGCUGUCGUAUGCAGCUGGUCAACGAGAUCCUCAAGGAAGAAAUACAACUAUCGCUCGUCUCGAGCGACUCGGACAAGAAGAAACUUCAGGAACGCAUCGCCUCCCUGCCAACCAGCAGUGAGAAUAGUUUAGGCGCUCGAGAGAGUUGGGAAUACGACUCUGGAGCGCGAGACUUGCAGAGUCCAGAUCCACAGUCAACAGCGAAACAUCAGCAGAACUCGCCGCUGCUCAACAAACUUCUAGAUCAAGCCAAACUUCUGGAUCCUUCAGCUGGACUGCACAAGCUCCUGUCUCCACCUCCUGUCACCUGCGGCACAUUGGGCGGAAGUUACCUGGAAUUGGCCAAUACCCUGCAUCUGGCUGCGCUGGCAUCUCUGAAGGGAGACGUGCUGGAACUGAAACAGCGACUGCUGCAGACAGAGAGAGAGAGAGACACGCUGGAGAAGAGACUGACAAAAGCACAGGUCACUAUACACACACUCUCUCACACACACACACACACACACACUCACUCACUCACUCACACACUCUCUCACUCACACACACAUACACACUCACAAACACACUCUCUCACACACACACACACACACACACAAACACACUCUCUCACUCACACACACACACACUCACUCACUCACUCACUCACACACUCUCUCACUCACACACACACACACACACUCACUCACUCACACACUCUCUCACUCACACACACAUACACACUCACAAACACACUCACUCACACACACACACACACAUACACACACACACACACACUCACUCACUCACACACUCUCUCACUCACACACACACACCUCAGGGAGGAGGAUGAGUUUUCAGAGUUGCGCUCUGAUCUCAGUCAAAGUCAACAGGAAGUUAAUGAGGAUGGACGGAGUGUUGAUCAGGACCCCGACCAGGCAUCUGUGUCACUGCCUGAAAACCAGUCCACACUGGUCACUGCAGACAUGGAUACCUGCAGUGACCUGAACUCGGAGCUGCAGCGGGUUCUCACGGGGUUGGAGAGCGUCUUGUGCGGCCGUAAGAAGAGCACGUGUAGUCUGUCUGUGGCCGAGGUGGACAGACACAUCGAGCAGCUGACCACCGCCAGCGAACACUGUGAUCUGGCCAUCAAGACGGUGGAGGAAAUCGAGGGCGCCCUGGGUCGUGAUUUUUACCCCAGUCUGUGUGAGGAGCGCGUGCGCUGGGAGAAGGAGCUCACUGGACUUCGGGAGGAGAACGAGAGUUUGGCAGCGAUGUUGUGCAGUAAAGAAGAAGAUCUGAACCGCACCAAAGCCACCAUGAACGCCAUCAGAGAGGAGCGAGACCGUCUGCGCAGACGCGUGCGUGAGCUGCAAACGCGUCUUCAGAGCAUUCAGCCCGGCGGUCCGUCCAGUCCCGGCCGUCUGACCCCAGCGGGUCGACCCAUCAACCCCAGCACAGGAGAACUCAGUACCAGCAGCAGCAGCAACGACAUACCUGUCGCCAAGGUGGCGGAGCGAGUGAAGCUGUCUAAGACGCGAUCAGAGUCGUUAUCAGCAGAGAGAUCCAUCCUGGGCUCUGAAAUCAGCAGCAUCGGGGUAUCCAGUAAUGUGGCCGAACAUUUGGCUCAUUCUCUGCAGGACUGCUCUAAUAUCCAGGAGAUCUUCCAGACGCUGUACUCACACGGAUCUGCGAUCUCCGAGAGCAAGAUCAGAGAGUUUGAGGUGGAGACAGAACGACUCAACAGUCGUAUCGAGCACUUGAAGUCUCAGAACGAUUUGUUGACGAUCACGCUGGAGGAGUGUAAGAGUAACGCAGAGAGAAUGAGUAUGUUAGUGGGAAAAUAUGAAUCCAACGCCACCGCGCUCAGACUGGCCCUGCAGUACAGUGAGCAGUGUAUCGAGGCGUACGAGCUGCUGUUGGCUCUGUCCGAGAGUGAACAAGGUUUGGUUUUGGGUCAGUUCAGAGCUGCUGGAGUCACUGCUGUGGGUAAGACCAUAAACACACACACACACACUCACACACAGUCUGCUGCUCUCCUGGACUCAACAGCGCCCCUCUGUUUAUCCAAUGGAAAUCUGUGGUCAAAUAUGGUACUGCAACUAGCCCUCAUUGAGACCCAUUUUACUUUGCUUAUUUGUGUGUAUGUGUAUGUUUGGCUGUUUUGUAGCACCACCAGCUCUACGGCGAGCAGUUGCGACACAGAUUUCUCUAAAGAAGACGAGCAGCGUUUGAAGGAUUAUAUCCAGCAGUUGAAGAACGACCGCGCGGCUGUUAAACUGACGAUGCUGGAGUUGGAGAGCGUUCACAUUGACCCGCUCAGCUACGACGUGAAGCCACGCGGCGACUCUCAGAGACUCGACUUGGAGAACGCCGUGCUCAUGCAGGAGCUCAUGGCCAUGAAGGAGGAGAUGGCGGAGCUGAAGGCUCAGUUGUAUCUCUUGGAGAAGGAGAAGAAAGCUCUGGAGCUGAAGUUGAGCACACGUGAGGCUCAGGAACAAGCGUAUCUUGUUCAUAUCGAGCACCUGAAGUCUGAAGUGGAGGAACAUCAGGAACAGAGAAGAAGAUCCCUUAAUUCCAAUGGCAGCAGCGCCGGGGCCAAAGACAAGAGUGGCAAGGACUCCGGCGACUCUCCGGCGAUCAGUCUGUCUGAUCUGAGGAGUUUGAGUGACAGCGACCUCGCGGCUGAACUCACCAGCGCACUCAGGAGAGAGAAGAAGUUGAAAGGUCGUGUUCAGGAACUGGUCGCUGCGUUAGAAAGACUCACUAAGAGCAGUGAGGUCAGACAUCAGCAGUCGGCAGAGUUCGUUAAUGACCUCAAACGAGCAAACAGUAAUCUGGUGGCGGCGUACGAGAAGGCGAAAAAGAAGCAUCAGAAUAAACUGAAGAAGCUGGAGUCUCAGAUGAUGGCGAUGGUGGAGCGACACGAAACGCAGGUGCGAAUGCUCAAACAACGCAUCGCUUUACUGGAGGAGGAGAUGUCACGGCCGCACACCAAUGAGACAUCACUAUGAUACACACAGGUCUUUAAACACAAACACAUUUAGUUAGUCUGCGCUGCAGCUCAUCAGCGAUCAUCACUCACGAAAUGCCUCGCCAAAGACGAUUGGCUGAGAUCUGGAGAGCACAGCCAAUGAGAGGCCUCCACAAAAUCAGCAGUAGCCAAUAGCAGCCAUGCAGGACAGCGUUUCUAUGACAUACGACAAUCUUUCAGGACACAUGUGACGGACGCUGGAUGGACUAGACUUCUCUUACAAGUCAGAGUGACAGCUGUCAAUCAUGCAUCAGAGUCAGAAAUCCUGACGGAAGCAUUUAUAGAGACGGACUUGAUGAAGCUGUUUUUGUAAAGUGUAAUAUUUGUUACUAUAUUACAGUAUUCCGCUGCAAAUUCUUCCGAACGUUCUCCGAGCAAUCUAGUGAAAUGUGGACAAUCUCAAAUCUUCCUGAUUUAUGUGGAAUACUCGAUUAACGAUGAACAUUCUGUCAUCUUUUACUCACCCUCAUGUUGUUCCAAAGCCUGUAUGAAUUUCUUUCUUCUGUGGAACGCAAAGGGAGACGUUGAGUAGAAUGUUCACACUGCUGUUUUCCAUACAACGAAAGAGGCAAAUAUGACAACAAAAAAAAGCCCCAUUAAGUUGAUAGAGGUGGAUUAUCAGGUGUGAUUUUAAAAAUGUAAGUUUUUUUUUUUUUUUUUACAUGACGGUGCAUAAAAAUUAUUAAUUAUAUAAAGAAUAACAUGAUAAAAUGUCUCCGGACCGUAAUAGUUCUUCUAUCUGAGCUGUUCAAGCUUGUAGUACCACAUGUUUUCACCAGGGGGCAGUAAGAUUAAUUAUAUUAAAUAUAUUAAAACUUUUAAUCAUAUAUGUAUAUUAGUCAAAAUAUAUUGUAUAUAUAUAUUUGAGCUGUCGAUUGAUAAAAAUGUUAAUCAGAUUAAUUACACAAUUAAUCAUAUACAUAAAUAUUUGCUGAGAAUUCCCCUGAACAAUAGUUCAAUAUAUAAUGAUUAAAUAAUUAUAAAUAAAAUAGAUACAUUUAAAAAAAAAAUAAUGCAGGGGUCUGGGUAUCUCAGCGAGUAUCACACUGGAUUGUGCUGAGUGACUCCAGCCUGGUCUCCUUAGCAACCAAAUUGGCCCGGUUGCUAGGGAGGGUAGAGUCACAUG